CUCGCCACUCGGAAGUAGAGUCCUGAGUCGAAGCUCGUUCUUGUGUUCAUUGUAACAAGACUUUCUUAGUCGGGCUGCCCACCAACCUUGGUCAAAAUGGCAGACGAUCGAUCGGAGAGGUCUGAUGGAAAGAUUGUGAAAAUGGAGAUUGAUUACAGUUCUACGGUGGACGUGCGUCUUCCUGAGUGCGAGAAGAUGGCUAAAGCGGGAAGAUUGCAGGAGGCCAUCGAAAGUUUGCUGUCCUUGGAGAAACAAACACGGACUGCUUCUGACAUGGUGUCAACCUCAAGGAUUCUUGUGGCAAUUGUGCAGAUGUGCUAUGAAGCUAAAGACUGGGAUGCAAUGAACGAAAACAUCAUGCUUUUGUCAAAAAGGAGAAGUCAAUUGAAACAGGCAGUAGCCAAAAUGGUGCAGGAGUGCUGUACGUAUGUAGAUAAGAUCACGGACCUGACUGUCAAACUGCGACUAAUUGACACCUUGCGCACCGUCACUGCAGGAAAGAUCUAUGUGGAAAUUGAACGUGCUCGGCUGACCAAGACCUUGGCCAGUAUCAAGGAACAGAAUGGAGAAGUCAAAGAAGCAGCCUCAAUCUUGCAGGAGCUGCAGGUCGAGACAUAUGGCUCCAUGGAGAAGAAAGAGAAGGUUGAGUUCAUACUGGAGCAAAUGAGACUUUGCAUUGCUGUCAAAGACUACAUCCGCACCCAGAUUAUCAGCAAAAAAAUCAACACAAAGUUUUUCCAAGAAGAGGGUACUGAGGAGUCCAAGCUGAAAUACUACAACUUGAUGAUCCAGGUGGAUCAGCAUGAGGGGUCAUACCUAUCCAUAUGCAAGCAUUACCGUGCAAUCUAUGACACACCCUGCAUCCUGGAAGACAGCAGCAAAUGGCAGCAGGCCCUAAAGAGUGUGGUUCUGUAUGUCAUCCUGGCUCCCUAUGACAAUGAGCAGUCAGACCUGGUACAUCGUAUCAAUGCUGAUAAGAAAUUGGAGGAGAUCCCUAAAUACAGGGCCCUCCUGAAGCAGUUUAUCACCAUGGAGUUAAUGCGAUGGGCUUCUCUGGUAGAGGAUUAUGGGAAGGAACUAAGGGAAGGCUCGUCAGAUAGCCCUGCUACAGAUGUCUUUGCCUACACCGAGGAAGGGGAGAAGAGGUGGAAGGAUCUGAAAAACAGAGUGGUAGAGCAUAACAUAAGAAUAAUGGCGAAGUACUAUACAAGGAUCACGAUGAAAAGGAUGGCCGGCCUUCUUGAUCUCUCUGUUGAUGAGUCUGAAGAGUUUCUCUCCAGCUUGGUGGUUAACAAGACCAUUUAUGCCAAGGUGGACAGGCUGGCUGGUAUCAUCAAUUUCCAGAGACCAAAGGACCCCAAUGAUCUCCUGAAUGACUGGUCUCAUAAACUGAACUCACUUAUGUCACUGGUGAACAAAACCACUCACCUUAUUGCCAAAGAGGAGAUGAUACACAAUCUUCAAUAGUGAAUGUACAGAGAUUGUGUGUGCUCCGUUGAAAAAUUAUUGCAUUUACACAAACAGAGAUUCAACUUUGAAAUAUCCUGUCAUAGAUAAUGAGCAUCACAUUUAAGAGUUGUCCUCACUUAAAUCUAAAUUUCAUUGUGAAUAAAUGUUAUUUACAAGUAGUGGUAGUAGAAAAAAACGUUUUGUAAUCUUAUUCCAACAAUUCCUUAGUAUGGCAGCAUUUCUCUACUGAAAUAUGUUUUCUUUGCCAUCCUCUCCAGUGGGGCAGGACAGAUAUUUGAUUACAGAUGCUGUACCUGUCUUUUGCGUUUUCACAAUGUGUUAUAUUAAAAUUUGCUAUAAGUGGUUA
Messenger RNA from Scleropages formosus (Asian bonytongue), 1816 nucleotides. RefSeq names its product proteasome 26S subunit, non-ATPase 12 (gene psmd12). The coding region runs from base 97 to 1467 and encodes 456 amino acids. The transcript is spliced from 11 exons. The record is from RefSeq and is a predicted model, not a curated record. Gene Ontology annotation, cellular component: proteasome regulatory particle, lid subcomplex; cytoplasm. Lineage: Eukaryota; Metazoa; Chordata; Actinopteri; Osteoglossiformes; Osteoglossidae.